This is a messenger RNA of Hemibagrus wyckioides, 1251 nucleotides long. RefSeq names its product DAZ associated protein 2 (gene dazap2). Bases 146 to 658 code for a protein of 170 amino acids. The record is from RefSeq and is a predicted model, not a curated record. NCBI's taxonomy places the organism in Eukaryota, Metazoa, Chordata, Actinopteri, Siluriformes, Bagridae. The transcript is spliced from 4 exons.
UUCACUUUAAGUGAGAGUAGCGCAAACAGAAAUGACGUAGUGGAUCACACAGACCGAGCAGACGGAUGAAAACAAGGAAGUAGCUAGGAAACGAGUUUGAGGAUCAAUACACUGUUUUAAAAUUAUUUGGUUUCGACAAAGAACAAUGAACAACAAAGGGUCAUAUCCACAGCAGUCUGUGUAUCCUCAGCAGAGCACAGCACCUAUAUACCCUCCUGCUAUGCAAGUGCCACCACCCCAGGUACCCCCAUACACAGAUGCCCCUCCUGCUUAUUCUGAGAUCUAUCAGCCAAGGUAUAUGCACCCACCCCAGGUUACUGGCCAGCUACCUCCAAUAACCACUGCAUACCCUGCAACUCAGAUGUUUGUGCCCAUGCCCCAGACUAUGCCUGUUGGUGCAAUGACCCCUAAUGUUCCCAUGGGUUACUACCCCAUGGGACCUGUGUAUCCUCCAGGCUCUACAGUCCUAGUAGAUGGGGGAUUUGAUGCUGGAGCUCGAUUUGGCCCUGGUAGCACUGCUUCCAUACCUCCCCCACCUCCUGGACAUGCUCCAAAUGCAGCUCAGCUGGCAGCAAUGCAGGGUGCAAAUGUGAUGAUGACACAACGCAAGAGCAACUUCUUCAUGGGUGGUUCAGGAGGGGGUUACACUAUUUGGUAACAGUGAGAAGGACCUGACUGGACCUUGACCAUUCCCUUGUCUGGUGUUCUCUCUUCCCCUAUUUCCUGCCUCACUAGGGGCAGCUUGGCUAUGCCAUAAUAGUGAUACAACAGAAUGUAAUGUUUUAUAGUCCCCACUAACAGUACAGUACUUUGUUGAUGUCUGUCAGUUAAAAAUACUCUAUAAAAUAUUCCAAACUCCUACUUUUAGACCAUGUUUAUUUAUGGUUGGACAACAGAAUAACAUUUAUUUUUAGCUCAUUUCUAUCUAUGUGGCAGAUGAAUUAUAUAUGUUCUUUAAUUCUUCAUGAUGAUUAACAAAUUACCACACCCUUUCUACUGCUGUUCUUACGUUAGCUCUGCCUUACUAUCAUUUAUUUACACAUUGUAACAAUUAAAAUGGCUUCUAAUAAUAUUUUCAUUUAAUAACAAACAAUAACAGCAGUUAUAUAGUCGAAUAUUUUACGCAUUCUAAUUACAACAGAGUACUGUACUUUUGGGAAGGAGUAGAAAAAUAUAAUUGGGUGUCAAAAUUGAGCACCGCAACUUUAACAUUUACGAACUAAAAUGCAGUAAAUGAGCCCUCGUAUUUGA